AUGAUUGGUGCACGAAAUGCUACUGGUGAAAUUUUGGUGUUUCUUGAUGCACAUGUUGAAACAUUGAAUCAUUGGUUAGAGCCGUUAAUUGUUCAAUUAAUCAGUUUAAGAAAACAAUAUCACCAGCACGAUCAGCACGACCAACAACAAUCCAAUGUUCAAAGUCAACCGAAUGAGGAAAGAAUUUCAGGAUUACCAUAUAAACCAAAACAUUUUAUUGUUAGUCCAAUGAUUCUAUCCAUGUCAGAUAAAUCCGAUUACAAUAAUAUUGAAGAAAAUUUCUAUUUAGGAGGUUUUUCAUGGGAUCUAAUAUUUCGUUGGCAUCAUAUUCAUGAAAUGGACAAUGUCACACCAUCAUUGUUGAUACAAUCAAAUCAAACUAGCGAUCCAUACCGUUUAUUAUAUCCACGUAAAACACCAGCAUUAGCUGGUGGUCUAUUUGCUACAUGGCGUGAUGAUUUUUUUCAUUAUGGUGGUUAUGAUGAAGAGAUGUCUAUAUGGGGCGGUGAAAAUAUUGAAUUAUCACUUAGAACAUGGAUGUGUCAUGGACAAAUUGAAAUUAUCCCUUGUAGUCGUGUUGGCCACUUGUUUCAUGCUACACAUCCAUAUACAUUCCCUAUGGGUAAAGAAUUCACUAUUCUACGUAAUCAUAAACGUACUGUACUAGUUUGGUUUCAACAUGAUACAAAUUUGACAUUGGCUAGGAAAUAUUUAUCAUAUUUUUAUACUGUAUCACCAAUGUGUCAAAUUAUUCCAGCGGGUAAUUUGAAAUCACGUAGAAUAAUUCCUAAUUCACUCAAUUGUCAUACAUUCACUUGGUAUUUAGAUAAUAUUUAUCCAUUACUUAAAGAAGAAGCGAAAAAUAUUGAAAUUCAUGAAGAUAUUUAUUCUUUAACAGCUUUUGAUAGUUUAUAA
This is a messenger RNA of Schistosoma turkestanicum, 915 nucleotides long. The record is from the annotation of a GenBank genome assembly. NCBI's taxonomy places the organism in Eukaryota, Metazoa, Platyhelminthes, Trematoda, Strigeidida, Schistosomatidae.